Triplophysa rosa is the source of this 803-nucleotide messenger RNA. Its product is annotated as signaling lymphocytic activation molecule-like. The record is from RefSeq and is a predicted model, not a curated record. The transcript is spliced from 4 exons. Bases 105 to 803 code for a protein of 232 amino acids. NCBI's taxonomy places the organism in Eukaryota, Metazoa, Chordata, Actinopteri, Cypriniformes, Nemacheilidae.
UUCUCGUGCUUGUUUUUCACUAUCUGUGCUUCUCCUGUUUUAUAGAUCAGGUUGGUUGUGUAGGUGUGUUUGGUGAUCCAGGUGAAGAGAAGUCAGUGUCAGUGAUGGAGGGAGAUUCUGUUACACUACACAUUGAUGUUUCUUCCAUGGAGAUAUUAAAUGUGAUUUGGCUAUAUGGACCUCAAGAUUUUCAUAUAGUUACAAUCCCAAUAUACAGUGAUAUCGCAUUAUUUCAUGGUAAUGAUGAGAGAUUCAGAGACAGACUGCAGGUGACUGAUAAGACUGGAUCUCUCACCAUCAACAACAUCACAACUGAACUCUCUGGACUUUAUCAAACCAUGGGCGACUUUGGCGCAGAUCUCGCUACAGGGAUCUUCAUAAAAUUCCAUGUUACAGUCUAUACUCGUCUGCCUGUUCCUGUUAUCAUCAGAGACUGCUCUUCAUCAUCUUCAGUGUCAAAAUGUGUUGUGUUGUGUUCAGUGAUGAAUGUGUCACAUGUGAGUGUCUCCUGGUACAAAGGAAAGAGUUUCUUGUCCAGCAUCAGUGUGUCUGAUCUCAACAUCAGACUCUCUCUACCUCUGGAGGUGGAAUAUCAGGACAACAACACAUACAGAUGUGUCAUCAACAAUCCCAUCUCAAACCACACACAACAUCUACACAUCACUGAGAUCUGUCACACGUGUUCAGAAGCAAGUCUCACCCUCAAUUAUGCUGUUGUGAUCUGUUGUGUUGUUGGAUCUGUGAUGAUUGUAACCGCACUUCUGAUCAUCUGCAUCUGCAGGAAACACGCGACAACAGGGUAA